AAAGUACUUCCUCAUUUACUCUCAAACCAUUUGCAACACUUGCUUGGAUUCUUCAAUAUCUCCCCUCACUUUGAUGAUGGGACUAUUUAUUUCUAUUAGUACUGUUUCUAUAUUGUGCAUAUUCUUGACUAUGGAAAUUUGCAUUAUUAUUCAUCACUUUUGCUCUAAUAUGUAGAGCCUCAAUUCAUUGUUAGGGUUUGAAGAUACCAACACUCACUUCAAUUCUUGAAAUUUCUUUAUUAGUAACUUUCUACAUUGUGCAGGGACAAAGAUCACGUGGAAACUUGUAAAUGUUCAUCAUAUUUCUUGAAAUUUAAAGAAAGGGAAGUUGAAGGUGUCACAAAUAUUGUCUAUUGUAUCACUUUCACUUCAACUCCUUCAAAUUCAUUGCUUGGGUUCCAUGACAGUCAGAGGCGAAUCCAGGAUUUAAAGACAGGGGAUGCACUACUAUAAAUGACUCAAGUUGAGAAGGACUAUUUUUCUUCAAAAGUCGAUCCACCCCUGACGACAGCAUACCCAGACUCUCUCUUUUAAGUAUCAUUAUGGCGGCGACUAACAGAAUUCCAAUGUCAAUAGAGCAUUCUGAUUUCUGGGUAAAAAAAAGGAAAUGAUUCCCCUGGCCUGUGCUUCUGUGUCUGAGGAGGAAUGCAACAAAAAACUUCUUGAGGUUGGCAGUGAGCUGCUUCAGCCUCCAUCUUCUAAGGAGGAGCUUAUGGAGAAACAUGAUGGCCGAUGAUUAGUCCUUGGGGCUCUUUGAACCAGAUAUGGAGAUGCUAUGUCUAUGCUAUACUCAGUAGCUACGAGAUUAGAGCCGGCAUUGCACCUGUGUCUGAUAACAUCUUUACAAAGUGUAGUGAUUUUACAGCCAACUGUAUGUCUAUUCAAGUGCAAAUCCACGGAGCUGAAUCCCUUCCCCAGAGUCUGAUGUUCUUGAGAUAUCAAGGAAGCAUAGGAUGAUAACAACACGGUCAUUGAGUGGGCAGCCACUAAGGUGAUGAAAACAUUGUUUACAAGAAAAUCAACUUGUGUGUACUGCACGUGAAUAAUAUAUUUGUAAUCCUUAUCAGUAAGUUUAUCAUAUCUACGGGUCUUAAUUCUAUAAUUUAUACACACAGGAUCCAUACUCAAAGCACUGAUUUUGAAUAAACCAGUCCAACUAGAUUUGUCUCUGAACAGGACCCAAGACUUUAUUCCCUUACCUUUUUAAACCUUUCAAUACGUGGGUCUCCCUAGGUUCUUGGUGGCAACAAAUUUGAUGUAAUCUGUUUUUCCAUUCCUGUUACGUUUUUAGAAAACAAAUCUUUAUUUCACAUACUCGGAUAUUAUUUCAAUAGGCUAUAACAGUUUUAAUGUCUAACAUUGCAUUCAACUACAUAAUCUAUUGCAAGACCUGCUGCAAAUGUAUUUAUAUUUCUGAUUAUCUAGAUAGAUUUACAAUACGGAGUAUAAUUUUCUGCUUUGAUUACUUCCCUAUUAUAUCCUUAAGUUGAUAUAGUUGCUAGCAUAAACAUUACUCAUCUGAGUUUCAACAUAAAAACGAAUAAAGUCCGAGACUGAGAGCUUCUUAUUGUUAUUAUCACCUUUAUAUUUCUUUUGAUCUUUAGAUGUUGGCCGAAUACUUUUAUAGCAGAAGCAACACAGAAAGGGCAGAGAAGAAGUGAAUCUAUACAGAUUACUGUAAUCUAAGCGGGCAUUUAUUAGUAGACCCUUUUUGGCAAAUUCUUUUAUUUGAAACUCAAUUUUAAGAGGGAAAACCUGAAAAUUCACGCCAACCUCAGUCCUACUCACACACAUUGAAUUUUUUUCCAUAAUAGCACAAAAGGUUGGGAUUUUGAAUAAAUCGUUGACAGAUUGGCGCUGCCUGUGCUGUAGGCGCCCAUUAUUCAUUCCCCUCUUUUCCUCUCUGCCUCUCUUUUACUUGUCUUUUGUAUACUAGUACUGGCGUUACUUUUGAGCCUUUCUGCAUCGCGGUUUUCCCCUUUUGUCUCUUGUAAUUUCUUUAGGGUUUUUGCAUCUUAAAACCUAGUUUUCAGAUUACAGUUUACUUCUUGUUCUUUGAGUGCUUUGAACAAAGGAAACGGUUUCCAUGGAUCUUACUCCUGUUUCUGAGGAGAAAUGCAUCAAAGGGCUGCGUAAAGUUGGAAAUGAGCUACUUCAGCAACCCCCAUCUUCUAAAGAGGAGAUUCUGAAGAAACUUGAUAACUUGGAGCAUCUUUUGUCAAUGGUGAAGCAAGUUCCCCCAGUAUCGGUGCGAGAUGCUAUUCAGCCUGCAAUGGAAGCACUGGUUACAGAUGGAGUUCUACAGCAUCCUGACAUAGAUGUGAAGGUAUCAGUUGCAUCUUCCAUGAGUGAGAUCAUUAGAAUUACAGCUCCAGAUCAACCAUAUAAUGAUGCUAGACUUGAGGACUUUUUUAAGCUUGCAGUUUUGGCAUUUGGGAAAUUGUCUUGCUUGGAGGGUCGCUGUUAUUCAAAGGCUGUCUCAAUUAUUGAAGUUCUUGCUAAGUACCAAACGUGCGUGCUGAUGUUGGAUCUCCAAUUAGAUGCAUUGAUUGUUCAGAUGUUUCAAUAUUUUUUAAAUAGUAUAAGGCCGGACCACCCUGAUGAAGUAUUCAUGAACAUCAAAGAAAUAAUGACCAUGAUAAUAAAAGAGAGUGAAGAUAUUCCAAUGCAGCUUCUGAACACCCUUGUGAGCAUCCUCAUAAGUAGUGUAAAGAAGGAAAAUCAGAAUGUUUCACCUCGUUCCUAUGUUCUGGGAGAGAAAGUUCUUCAAGAAAGUGCUGUCAAACUCUAUCCAUAUCUUCAAAAGGCAGUGACGGACCUUGGCAUUUCCUUUAACAACUAUUCAGAAGUUGUUGAAUUAAUCUGGAGGGAGGCGAUUAAAACUAAAGCUACGGUGGAAAGUGCUCCGCAAGAGCUUUCACCACAUGCUGCGCAUAAGAACGAUGAUGUUGUUCUAGAGACAGUUCCAUCGUUAAAGGAACCAGAAGCAGCCAAAGAAACCGUAGAUCCAGAAGCUGCUCAAACUUCAAAGAAAAGAGGUUGGAAACCUAUUCUUUUGAAUAAAGCAGAAGAAGGAUAUGCCGAUGCUUGGACAAGUAUAGAAAGGAGGUCAAAUAUAAGAGCUGAGGUACUGAGUUCUUUCUCAAACACUAAAGAAAUCAAUUUCCCCAAAGCCUGUAAAAAACAACGUAAACAACGUAAAAGGAGGAUGUACUUACCAUCACAAGAAGAGGGGAAAGCAGCUGAUGUUCUGGCUCCUCCAACAACGACCAAGCAGGAUAAUUUAACUCCAAAAGGAGGGCGCCGAAAUAAAGGGGUCAAGGUGGAUGUGCAUGGCUAUAAAGUAGAAGUUAGCAGUGCUCCCAUAUUGACUGCCAUUUUUGCCAAGUAUGGUGACAUUGCAGUCAAUUGUCACUACAAAUCAUUGGCUACCAGAGCUUCCCUUCUUGAUCUAGUUUGUGAUGUCGUAAAGAGGCUGAAAGCUGGUGAUGUUGGUUCUUCAUCAAUCAAACAGAUGAAAUCUUUUGUCUCUACUGCCGUGGAAGUUGAGCUUGAUGUAGCUUGGCUGCAGCAGUAUCUGGAUGAGAUUUCAAAAGAAGAGGAUAUGGAGAAAAGGUUACACAUGGAUAUCGAUAUCCUUCUUUGUUGAAUUGUGGAGCAAGACAUCAAUUUCUCUGUGGAAUGAGUUUAUUAACAUUCGUUUUAUCAAACACAUAACAUUUUUGUCACCGAUCCUUUGCUCCAACGAUAUUUAGGUCUCUUCAAACAAUCUGAUUGAUAUUUUGUGUCAGUGUGAAUUAACAUACAUGUAAAUUGCAUUGCAGACGCACAUAGAAUUUUCCUACAUUUAAUGUGCUGAAUCUUUCCUUUGUCAUCACCUGAUUAUGCGCAAUGAACUCUAGCAUUUCUUUUGAA
This is a messenger RNA of Solanum pennellii, 3915 nucleotides long. RefSeq lists its product as uncharacterized. The transcript is spliced from 14 exons. Bases 2087 to 3649 code for a protein of 520 amino acids. Gene Ontology annotation, cellular component: nucleus; chromatin. The record is from RefSeq and is a predicted model, not a curated record. Gene Ontology annotation, biological process: mitotic sister chromatid cohesion; DNA repair. NCBI's taxonomy places the organism in Eukaryota, Viridiplantae, Streptophyta, Magnoliopsida, Solanales, Solanaceae.